Messenger RNA from Naumovozyma castellii, 1839 nucleotides. It is a transcript of the gene NPR2, whose product is annotated as nitrogen permease regulating protein NPR2. The record is from RefSeq and is a predicted model, not a curated record. The transcript has a single exon. NCBI's taxonomy places the organism in Eukaryota, Fungi, Ascomycota, Saccharomycetes, Saccharomycetales, Saccharomycetaceae. The coding region runs from base 1 to 1839 and encodes 612 amino acids.
AUGCAGAACUCCAAUUUGAACAAUUUGAACCAUUUUGAAGGGUUUAUGCCCAUUCAUACUAUCUUCUAUUCAAUUUUCCAUCCUACUGAAGGUACCAAAGUUUGCUAUGAGUUUCCCCCAAAGAACCUCUCCAAUUUCCAUAUUAAUUUUGACACGAUUAAGAACUAUAUUAUACCCAAAAACCAGCUAUGUAACAGGUUAUUGACGUUCAAAUACGAAAAUUAUAGAAUUGUGUCUUAUCCGAUCACGAUAAAUGCACCAUAUUAUGCUAGAAACUUCUUUAGUUUCAAUUUUGUCUUUGUAUUUCCCUAUGAAUGCGAAACGUCUCCUUAUGAACCUUCCAUUGCACGUCUAGGUAAAAUGUUUAAGAUUCUGGAGGAACAAAGUCAAAUAUUAUCAAAGGCUGAAAAUGAUCCCAUUUAUUUUAAAUCUGAUUACGUACCCACCGAACCAACUACUACUAUAAUACCACAGAUAUCACCAUCACAUAGGAAUAAACGAAAUAAUGACCAUAAUGACAAUAACGAUGGUAGUCGGUUCGAAACAGAUUUCUUUGGUGAGGAAGAAGAUGGUGUGACAAAAUUUUCCGUGCAAGAUUUAAUAAUGAGGAUAUAUCAAGAUCUGAAUAAUUACUCGGAGUGUCUAAUACCCAUUGACAAGGGUAACGAUAUAAACAUCAAGGUAUUCCCCUUACUAAAACCUCCACCGAACCACUUAAUAUCUUUGGAGGAUGUUCCUAUGUCUCUAAUAAAUUUGAAUAACGUUAUUGAUGUCAAUUGGGAUCCAACAAUGCUAAACAUUGUGCCUUAUAUUAAUGGUGUAAACGACAUAUCUAAAAUUGCUAAAUUGACAAAAGCCGAUCCAUUAUUGGUCAUCGAAUGCAUAAAGCAUUUAGUAUAUUAUAAUUGCGUAAUAAUAACAGAUAUUUUCCAGUUUUCAAACGUAUAUGCUCCAACAAGUUUAAUUUGCAGCUUUCUUACAGAUCAAGAAAUGGCUACUCAAUGUCAAAACUACGUCGUACUCCCAAUUGGGUCGAAAUUAUCACACCUUCCUUUUGAAAAUAACGGUAAUAAACAACCAUCAACACCUAAACAUUCACGGACGACAUCACUAAGCUCAUCAAUGAGUGGCUCUGUCAAUUCUCAUGAGCACAGCUACAUGGAUACAAUUCAGAAAUCUGAGACAUCCUUAUCACUUUCCAGUACAGAUCCAAAUAAUCCUCAUUUCGAGUUGGCACAUUUACCUACAAAGGCGUGUCUAUUUGACCUUUACAGAUCUUUAUCAUAUGGAGUCACUCUAAGGAGUUGGUAUCAGUCAAAUGCUACAAUUAUAACAGAAAAUAAUGUUGAUGUCAGGAAAUUCAUAAAAUUUGGGAUCAUUAGAGGCUUAAUUUAUAGAUGUCAUUCAUACCCUAUACCGCAACGACCAAGUAAUGAAGGUAUACAACGAAUAGAACGUUUAAAUGAUAUUGAUGCGCAUCGUCUUCAAAUAAGAAGUAGUGGUAGUGCAGCAAGAUCAAAUUCAGGUUCAGGUUCAGGCUCUUCUGCUUCACCAUCUUCAAUCAAUGUGGAUGGUGCUGAUGAAUUAUUAAAGAAUGUCUACAAGAAACUAGAACGUCAUUCGAAAGUAUCAUUUAUGGAUAAGGAAAAAAAUGAAAGCAUGAAAACAGAUGAAAAAGGAAGACCUUCAACAAUGACGAAAGAGGAGCGAUCAGUACUAUUAAAAUCGAUUGAGAGCUUAGAGAAUUUGGAUAAAAUAUGCGUGAAAUUAGGUAAAUCACGUCAGCAAGUGGAAAGAUGGUUGGAUGAAUUGGGUAACUAUAAGAUAAUUACUUGCUAG